UCGCCCUCCGCCACCGUGCGCGCCGGCAGACGCAGCCACGCAGGUACUGUCCACCUCCCACCUCCUCUCCGUCGGCGCCCUCAUCGUCUCAUCCUUCCCGUGGCUACCGCUCGCCCGACACGGAGCUUAGCCCAAUAAGCCACCCCUGGCGAUAUUUCCUCCCAGAACGAGCGCUCGAGCCGCCGCAGCCUCUCCUUUCCACGCGCUGCCGUCGCUUCUCCCCAGAUCGACGCAGUGCCGCCGGGCGUCGGCUCGACGCCGUCGCUUCUCCCCAGAUCGACGCUGUCACUGCCUCUCCUUGGAUCGACGCGCCGCCGGUGCCCGGCACUGCCUCCCCUUCUCUUCUGGUGGUGUGUGGCAAGCAAAAUGGCUUUCUCAUCGAUGUUCAGGAGAGUGAAUGUCAAAGAACUGAUCUCAAAUGCUUCAGUGUAUGCUAGCGCAACAGAAUCUUCUGGAGGAAUGACCUUGGUGUUUAGACGCUGGGCCACCAAGAAGACUGCUGGAUCGACAAAAAAUGGCCGUGACUCCAAUCCCAAGUAUUUGGGCGUCAAGAAGUUUGGUGGAGAGAAAGUGGAACCAGGAAACAUCAUUGUUCGCCAAAGAGGAACGCGCUUCCACCCUGGUAAUUACGUCGGUAUGGGCAAGGAUCACACUCUCUUCUGCCUGAAGGAAGGACAUGUGCGAUUCGAGCGCAAUAAACUGACUGGCAGGAAAUGGGUUCAUGUUGAUCCUGUGGCUGGUCAUGUCCUCCACCCUGCCUAUGCCAGUGGCUCGACUACUGUAGCUGACCUGGAUGCACAAUUGUAGCGACCUUGCAGUUGCUUAUUCUCUUCCCGUGGAUCGUGCCGCUCCUGUACUUGCCUUGCACAAUGCAACUUGUUCCAGUAAAGAUGCUUGCGAGUAAGAAAUAUUGCAGCUAUGCGUAGCUUCAGUGAGGAGCAAAUAAUUUGAGCUUGGUUGAUGUUCCUUUUAAUUAUCACUUAUUUUGGAACUCGAUGUUGGUUUUGUAGUUUCAUAUCCAUGUGGAAGAGUUCUACUUGUGGACUGGAAUUUUGUCACUGCAUUUUUGGAACCAUGAGCGUUCAA
Messenger RNA from Panicum virgatum (switchgrass), 1086 nucleotides. Its product is annotated as 50S ribosomal protein L27-like. The record is from RefSeq and is a predicted model, not a curated record. The transcript has 4 exons. The coding region runs from base 367 to 807 and encodes 146 amino acids. Lineage: Eukaryota; Viridiplantae; Streptophyta; Magnoliopsida; Poales; Poaceae. Gene Ontology annotation, molecular function: structural constituent of ribosome. Gene Ontology annotation, biological process: translation. Gene Ontology annotation, cellular component: ribosome.